Austrofundulus limnaeus is the source of this 1292-nucleotide messenger RNA. RefSeq names its product putative histone-lysine N-methyltransferase PRDM6. The coding region runs from base 157 to 1230 and encodes 357 amino acids. The record is from RefSeq and is a predicted model, not a curated record. The transcript is spliced from 4 exons. NCBI's taxonomy places the organism in Eukaryota, Metazoa, Chordata, Actinopteri, Cyprinodontiformes, Rivulidae.
UUUAGAUCCUGGAUUUGGACCUGCAGGUCCUGGGUUUGGACCUGCAGGUCCUGGGUCUGGACCUGUAUGUAGAUCCUGGGUUUGGACCUGUAGGUCCUGGGUUUGGACCGGGGGUUCUGGUGGUUCUGGUCUCUGACCCCCUCCCUCUCUGCAGCCAUGCUGAAGCCCGGGGAGCCCAGCGGUUCGGCCUUCCUGAAGGUGGACCCGUCCUACCUGCAGCACUGGCAGCAGCUCUUCCCUCAGGCCCAGCUCAAGGCUCCGGUGGUCCCUCCGGCCCCCCCUGUGGGGGCCCUGCGCCAGUCCCGCCUGCACGGCCACCUGCUGACCUCCUCACACUGCACACCUUCCUCCUCCUCCUCCUCCUCCUCCUCCUCAGCCGCGGCCCUCACCCCGUCCUCCUCCUGCACCCCCUCGGGUCUCUCUCAGCUCCCCGUCCCGCAGCAGAUCGCCCUGUUCGGACAGGCGCUGGCGCCGGUCUGCGCCGGGCCUGGAGGACCGGGAGGUCCGGGAGGGGGUCCGGCAGGAGACCUGGUGGUGGUGGUCCCCCCAGAGAACCAGCAGGGUCACAACCAGACAGUGGAGCUCCUCCAUCAGGCCAAGGAGCAGGGCUGCGGGGGGGUGGGGGUGGUGUCCUCCAGCGUGAAGAGCGGCGGGGCAGGAGGAGGAGGAGAGGAGGGGGGAGGAGCCAAAGGAGCCGCGGCCAGGUUCAAAGUGACGUCAGAGGAGCUGGACUACUACCUGUACGGUCAGCAGAGGAUGGAGAUCAUCCCCCUGAGUCAGAGCGGGGAGACCAACAACCGUUGUGACAUGUGUGCGGACAACAGGAACGGGGAGUGUCCCAUGCACGGUCCUCUCCACUCUCUGCGUCGCCUAGUGGGAACCAGCAGCACGGCCGCACCUGUCCCGCUGCCGGACGUUCCUGAUUGGCUGAGAGACCUGCCCAGAGAGGUCUGUCUCUGCACCAGUACGGUUCCUGGUCUGGGUUAUGGGAUCUGUGCGGCCCAGAGGAUCCCUCAGGGAACCUGGAUCGGCCCGUUUCAGGGCGUCCCUCUGCUGGUGGACAAGCUGCAGUCCGGAGCUGUGAGGAACACCAGACACCUGUGGGAGUGGCAGGAGAAAGUCAAUGUGGCCGUUAUAAACAGCUGCAUUAGCAUCAGAGCGCGCCGCAGAGUGAAGGAUGCUGGGAGAUGGACACACAGAUGGAUGAGUCCCCCGCGGCCAAAACGCUAAAGGUCAGGCAGACGUCGGUUGACCGAACAUCCGUCUCCCUGCAGGAGGAGGAGGAGGAGGAG